Messenger RNA from Peromyscus californicus insignis, 8735 nucleotides. RefSeq names its product aquaporin 8 (gene Aqp8). Gene Ontology annotation, molecular function: water channel activity. The record is from RefSeq and is a predicted model, not a curated record. The transcript is spliced from 7 exons. Gene Ontology annotation, biological process: transmembrane transport; water transport. Gene Ontology annotation, cellular component: plasma membrane. NCBI's taxonomy places the organism in Eukaryota, Metazoa, Chordata, Mammalia, Rodentia, Cricetidae. Bases 7545 to 8330 code for a protein of 261 amino acids.
UGAAACUUUUGGUGAUUCUCCUGCAUUAGCCUUCUGAGUGUUGAAAUUACAGGCAUGAGCCACCACACCUGGCCUAAGAUUUCUGACUUUAAAAGAUGGUUUUUCACUGUGCAUUUUUCUAUAUUUACAGUGAUAAAAUAUUGCCCUCAAAGGCUUUAAGACUGAAUUCUGUAUUCUUUUCUUUGGGGCUAUAAGUUCACCUCUAGAUUCCCUCUUUAUGUCCAGAACAACAUGCCCCCAAUAGAAACACUGUGUAUCUAAAAUCAGAUGGGGCUUAUUUUUAGCUGUUGACUGAAGUAGAUCACACACAGAAAACCGGCGGCCACAACGUUGUCCGUGAUCACAGCGAGCACACCCACAGCAGCACCCACACCAUGACACAGAUUGCAUGUGCUCUGGCCUGGUGACCUCCUGAAGCUCAGGGCUGCCAGCUUCGCUCACUGCUGAACGCUGCAGCCUAUGGGAUGCAUUCUUUGUGUCUGCCUUCUGUUUCUUCCUUUUCAGAUUCAUUAGCCAAUACACAGGAUCCACACCUCCCCUAAUGCUUCUCUCAUCAAAACAUUAUCUUGUGUGUGUGUGUGUGGUAUCUCAUGUCGGUCUCAACAAAGCUGUUAAUAUUUAUUAAGUCUAGUUGAGAUUAAGUCUAGUUGAGACUUGGAGAAUGAACAGGCGUUUGCCAGAAUCAGGAAACAAUGUAGGUGGAAGAAACAGUCUGUGUAAAGACUCAAAGGGAGAGUGGAGCUCAGGGGUGUUGAGGACACGGACAGCAGUCAGGCUUUGGGAGUAGAUAGCCCAUGCUCUGUCUAAAUGUUUUCAGAACUGUCACACCCCAGCUGUUUCCUGUAUUUUCUACAAACAUAAGAAUACAUAAAUAACAUUGUUAUCACUGUUCAAGUGAAUUUCCUUUUACAUAUGGGGGCUUUUAUUACAUGUAUAAAUGUAUGUGUAUAUACGUAUGUUUGAAUGUGUGUGUGUGUGUGUGUGUGUGUGUGUGUGUGUGUGUGUGUGUGUGUGUGCGCGUGCGCGCACGUGCGUGGGGUUGGGGGUUGCACAAAGCUGUGUUUGCAUGUGUGUGCAGGCAAAUGUAGAGGCCCGAGGUUGACACUAGGAGCCUUUCUUGAACACCCCGCCCCCAAAUACUCACUGAGGCAGAGCUGAAUGCAGCCGUUCUGCUGGUCAGCUUAUUUCAGGGAUCCCCCUCUAUAUUCUGAGUGCUGGAUUACAGGUGGACUGCAUGGCUAUUCAGUGUUAUGAGGGUUCUGGAGAUCCGAACUGUGGUCCUCACACUUGUAUGGUGAGUGCUUAGCCACUAGCCAGCACCCCAGCUCAUGGGAAUUUUAUUUCUCCAGCUUUCCAAAUCUGAGACUUGUUGAGCCUGUGCACACACACACACACACACACACACACACACACACACACACACACAGAGUUAGUAAAUCUUGCAAGGCUGUGUUUCAAUGUCUGCCUGUGCCCAUUUUCCCCAUUGCAUCAGCAUUGCUUGGAGAUUGCUUUAAAGUCUACCAAUCUAACAUUAAAAAUGUUAUUUAUGUUGCUUUAUUUGAUUUUUUUCCCAUGAAAACAUUGCAUUUUUAUGUUUAUUGACCAUUUGGUUUCUCUUUUCCUUUUAUUUUCUUUCUCUUCCCUUCUGUGCUGACCAUUGAACCUUGCCCAAGCUUUCAACCACUGAGCCCUGACCUCAAGCCCUGACCUCUCCCUUUGUAUACUUUAUCUAACUUGGGUAGCAGGACACAGGAAAAAUGAGAAUGAAAAAGGAGAAAUGGGACCUUCGUGAUCAUGCAUAUAAUGUAAGACAAGGUGAUGCUUGGAUUAGGCCCUCAGCAAGUGGCUGUCAUUUUCACUGCUCUACUGUUGUUGAAAAGAUGCAGAAGAUGAUGGGGAGAUGGUCAUUGUCACCAUGCCUUAGUGACCUGCUGUCUGUUCAGCAGCUUUCUGGCUGUAAGGAGUUCUGAAAUAGUCAGCAUGUCUAGUUAUUGAUGGUGACAUGGGUCCUGGGGACUCCUCUGAGAAAGAGAGUCGCUCAGGUUCGAACACAUCCUGACAUUUGAGGCGGAGAACAAGAUUCAUUUCCUGCAGUCAUGUUGCCCCAGGCUCCAAGCCACCGCACAUGCUGAACGACCGCAGAGCUAUCUCCGCAGAGAUGCAUCCUGGGUUUCGGAACACAGAUGUUCACUCUGCGCCUAGCCUCAAGGAUUUCCUCCUAGUUCUAGUCCUUAAACAGCUGGCUCCAAAAGUCUUAGUAUUUAUGCUCUGAGAGCUUACUUAGCCAUUUGGGGUGGGGGGAAGGCAUGUAUAUUAAAAAACUACACAUAUAUUGAAGAAUUAAUACAUAUAAAUUCUGCAUACAGAAAACAUUUCUACUCAUAUUUUGUUUUUAUUAUAUUACUAUGACGAAGAAAUUAAUUUGAGUUCUGAAAUAGCAUUCUUUUCAGUGUAGGUAUGUGCGUGUGUGUAUGCAUAUGGAGGCCAGAGAUUAAUAUUGGGAAUCUUCCUCGACCAUGCUCCACUUCGUUAAGGCAUGAUGGCUCUCUGGCUGACCAGUGCUCACCUGUAGGACGAGUGUAGCGAGGUAGCUUGCUCAGGGAGUCCCUGUCUCUGUCCUCCAAGUGCUGGGAUUACAGGUAGGUCGCCAUGCCCACCUGGCUUUUAUAUGUGUCCUUGGGGAUCCAAACUUCAAGAAAUUCUUAAUCCAUGAAACCGUCUCCACAGUCCAUAACAUUCAUUCAUUUUUUUUUUUUUUGAGACAGGGUCUCACUAUGUAUCCCUGGCUGUCCCAGAACUCUGUAUAUAGACCAGGCUCUGGAUCAGGCUAGCCUUAAACUCACAGAGAUCCUCCUGCCUCUGCUUCCCAAGUGCUGAGAUUAAAGGUGUGCAUCACCCGGCCCAGCUAGUUUCUCAGACUUUGUAAUCAGAUCAGGCACUGCUAUUCUCAUUUUUCCUUUCACGUUGCUUUUCAUGGGAAAUUUUUUUAAAAAAUAAUUUUUAAUUUUAUUAUUUAUCAAGACAUCUGUAUGUGUCUUAUGAGUGUUUGCAAUGUAUAUGUGGAGGUGGAUGCCAGAAGAGGGAGUCGGAUCCCCACCCCUCCUGCUGGAUUACAGGCAGAAGUGAGACGCCUGACAUGGGUGCUGGGACUUGAACCCAGGUCCUUUGAAAGAGCAGCAGCUACUCUUAGCUACUGAGCCAUAUCUCCAGCCCCAGACUUUUAGAUUUUUAUCCCAGCGACUGCUAUAAAAUCGACUUCUCGAAGAUAAAAGAUCCAUUGCAAUUAAAAGGCAAGGGAGGGCAGCCAAGCUGUUGAACUGGAGCUGUCUUGAGCUGGUCUCAAAGUGGUUUCUGAGAGACACGGAGGAGCAUCACUGUGUUUUCUCUGGAAAUUUAAAAUGUUCACAGCCUUUCUAUGAACUUGCAAGAGCUCUCAGCUGUGCCCUGGCACUCAGUCUGGUGACUGCAAGGUAAUUUCCUAGGUCUGGAGUAGAUAGUCUGGGGUUUGAUCUGGUGUCAUGGUCAUGAUGUCAUCACAGAUCUGCCCACAUUCUUGCAUGAGCAGAACAGCUGUCCAUGCAAGAAAAGGCGAGGACAAUGUACUGUCAAAUGCUAACUGCCCUUGAACUCCAUCUGGGCAUGGUGGUGGGCUACAGAGACAUCUUAAAGUAUUAGCAUCCAAAUAAAAAUAAAACAGAGGCCUUGGUUAUAUCAACCAGGGGUUGGAAAGCUGUGAAGUCAUUAGGAAAAAUUUAUCAUCCUAGCCUAUUGGGAUCUCUGCGGUUUGAGAGACCACAUGUGCAUGGGGUCAUCCAGACACUUGGAAGUUCUCAGGGUGAAAACGUGCUGGUUAAAUCGAGACUUGCCAACUUGUUUUGGAGCUGUGGAAUCUAAGCUUGCCUUGGGCGGGGAAAGGGUACGUUCAGAGGACUAACAGCUAGCUGGCCUAGGCAGCAGUCAAGGAGGGUCGAGUUCGAGGUUUGGAGAAGCUGAAGUGGGUCAGAAGAAUUCAUGUACAGCAGCAGGGACAGGCAUGAGAGCAUGGGUCUGCUCAACUGUGUGGGCCCCUGCAGGGUGAGGUGAAUCAGGGCAUAGGACGGAAGGCCUGUGCGGCUGGCCAAGGGCUGGCUUUUGAAUGUGAAAUGCCUCCGAUGCUCUCCUGUGUUUGAACACUUGGUGCCUGGCUGGUGGGGCUGACUUGGAAGGCUGUGGAAACUUUUGAAGGUGAAGCAUCUUGGGACUUGAGCCUCUGGCCCCACUUCCGGCCUGCUCUCUGCUUCCUGAUUACAGAUGCAAUGUGACCAGCCACUAGCAACCCGCAGCAGUGCCUUCUCCACCAUGAGAGACAGUGCUCCUUUUUAAACUGUAACUAAGAUAGGCCCUUCCUGCCCUGAGCUGCUUCCUUGUUAGAGAUACUGUCAUUGGACUGACCGUGCAGGGAGCAGUCGUCCUGGCGCUCAUACAGUGCCUUUCUUUGUCUUCCUGUGCCCAUCUCAGGUUCUUCUGCAGUCAGCUGAAGCCAUCUAACCAAGUUCUAGCCCAUCAGGUGUACCUGGAAGAGAGACUUAUUUCCAGGCCCAGCCCAUAGCAACCUCUCACAGGACAUUCUCUUUCUGCAUUUGCUGGAGGACACCCCAGGGCUGCAACAUGGGAGGCUGAAAGAUGGAAAUAUCCUGGUAUCCCAGUGACUACUUAGUGGAAAACUGGGUGGACAGUUCUGUGAGCCAAGAACCCAUUAUUAUUGUGUUAAGGCAUAGAAGUGUUGAGGGGCAUGUUUGUAACGGCAUUUAACAUACUCUCAUAGAAGCCAUAAUGGCUACUAUUUAUUGGGGCCUAUCUCAGUGAAUUCAUACAAAAGCCUAUGGGAGUGGGCCCUUUCCAUAUGCUAGAAGAGGAAACUGGAGCCAUGCUGGCAGCAGGUGAAGAACAGAAUAUUCUGUUCCCCAAAUGCAGACUCAAGUACCAAACUGUGCUGUACUGGCUCCCAGUGGGAAAGGAAUGGAUGAAAACUAGGUAGGCACGGGGACUGGAUGAAGAGUUACUGGGUGCUAGUAGCUGGGAGGCUGGGAGAUGGGGAAACAGGAUAUUGUCCAUGCUGACUGAGGGAGUAUCUGAAGGGCUCAGUGCAGACAGGCCUAAUUGUAGGUGUAUAGUAAAUACUGGCUCUAUUUAUCUGUCUAUCUAUCUAUCUAUCUAUCUAUCUAUCUAUCUAUCUAUCUAUCAUCUAUCUAGCUACCCAUCCAUCUAUAUGUACGUGUGUGUGUGUGUGUGUGUGUGUGUGUGUGUGUGUGUGUGUGUGUGUGAGUCACAGCUUACAUGUGGACAGCCUUGUGUGUUAUUCCUCAUCUUCCACUUUGCUCUUUUGAGACAGGGUCUUUGUUUAUUGGAUGCUGCAUGCACUAGGCUAACCAGCUCACUAGUGUCUGGGCAUUCUCUUGCCUUUGUCUCUCUGUGCUGUAGGAACUCUGAAAUUAUAGACUUGCUGGACCACCUCAGGCUUUAUGUGAGUUCUGGGGAUUCAGACUCAAGUUUCAUGCUGACACGACAAGGAUUUUACUCACCGAGCCAUCUCCACAUUCCUAGUUUGAGUUUUGUUUUUUUUUUGUUUUUUGUUUUGUUUUUUCGAGACAGGGUUUCUCUGUGUAGCUUUGCGCCUUUCCUGGAUCUCGCUCUGUAGACCAGGCUGGCCUCGAACUCACAGAGAUCUGCCUGGCUCUGCCUCCCGAGUGCUGGGAUUAAAGGCGUGCGCCACCACCGCCCGGCUAGUUUGAGUUUUUAAAACAAGCAGUGGUGCUGAUCUGGGAGGAAACAGGAGAGAGUUGUUCUGGAAGCUCCAUUGGGAGGAUGUGUGGUGACUAUCUUAUCUUGCUGCUCACAGGGACACAGAAGGAAGGCUAAAGAAGUAUCUUGUGCAGUGUGAUUUUGAGGUAGGAAGAGGCAGGAAACAGGAUGGAAGAUAAUCAGCAUGAAAGCAAAGUCCAAACAUUUGGCCAUGCAAAGAUGCUCAGUGGAGGCCUAUGUCAGGGCUCUAGCUUUCAAGGCAGUCAACACACUGCCUAGCCUUUGUCUGGGUGUAUCCACAUCUGUCCUGGAGUGGAUACUUGUAAUCUGCACCACUGUGUUCAAAUUCUUUAGUUUCUUUGUGUCUCCUUUAAUCAUCAGAAAAUAAGGACAAUGAGUAACAGGACUUAUCUCAGGGCUGUUGUGAAAAGAUUCAGUGUACUUGUGGGACUGGACUAGUGUGCUAUCAGCAAGUGGUAGAAGUGAUCAUUAAACUCCUUAGUCUUUAAUAUUAGUCUUCUAUCUCUAUAUGCACAGAAACUCAGAUCAGAGCUCUCAGCCCAGCAGAAUCUCGAAACUCAGUGAUUAGAAUAGUGAUGGACUUACAGUAGCCAUUUAAAUAUUUGUGAGACAAUCAAGAAAGCACAUUGUACCUUCUUCUUUCCCUCCCUCCCUCUUCCCUUCCCUCCCUCCCUUCUUCCCUUUCUCCCUCAGUCUCUUCUGUCCUUAGUCCAUCUGCCGAUUUAUUGUUCUUGAAAGUUGAGAGUGUAUAGCUGAGCUUAUCCUUUCCUUCCAAUAGUGUGUGUGACAUGAAAUGAACCAUUCAACUAUCCGAAGUGUGCAGUUUAGUGGCAUUGAGUGCCCUCAACUGUUUCAUACAUCUCUGCCAUUCAUAUCUAGAAUAUUUUUAACCCCCCAACAAAAACCCAGGUACCGUUGAACACUAACCCACUCUACUCCAGGUCUAGAAACCACGUGCUCUUUUAAAAACCAUUUAUGUAUUUAUUUAUAGAUAGAUAGUGUUUGUCCAGAGGUCAGAGGACAACUUGCACGAGUUGGUUUUCUCUCUCUACUUCGUAGGUCCUGGAGAUCAAACUCAGUUAUCAAGCUUGGAGGAAAACUGCUUUUACUCACUAGGCCAUCAUGCUGUCCCCCCGACUUUUUUUUUUUUUUUUUUAAGACAAGGUCUCAUAUAGCCAGGCUGGCCUCAGACUUUCUCUGUAGCCAAGGAUGACCUUGCACUCUCCUGUGCCCACCUCCCACGUGCUGGGAUUACAGGUGUGUGUUGCCAUGUCUGGUUCUGUGUGGUGCUAAGGAGAGGGUCCAGCCCAGGACUUCAUGUGUGCUAAACAAGUACUCAGCCAGCUGAGCCCCAUCCUGGCCCAUUCUUCUUUCUGUAUUUAUACAUUUGACUGUCUGGGUACCUUAUGUGAGUGGAAUUACAUUGUCCUUUUGUGACAUCUCAUUGUUUUUAUAAUCCUAGGCUAUGUCAUCCUGAACACGCACUUUCUCUUCUGUGGCUCUAAGGUACCACCUACGUCAUGGAAUAUUCACCAGGUGAAUGUGAGACGACAGAUAGAAGGUUGUUAUCCAGUUCCUGGCUCAUGGAGGCUUUAUUGCUUUCUGGACACCUUUGGUGAACGUCCCCAGUCCUUUAAAAGAGCAGUCUGUAGCGGACCGGUCUCUGUCCUGGAGAUAAGUGGGCACAUUCCAGAGCAGCUGCUGUAGCUCCUGGUAGCUCUUGCUUGGACCUUCUUGCACUGAUGUCUGGGGAGGCACCGAUGUGUGAGGUGGACCUCGGUGGGGGCAAGGUGAAGGAGAACAGCAUGGCUGGCAGAUGCCGACAGUCCUGUUACGAGCGAUACAUACAGCCGUGUGUGGUGGAACUUUUGGGCUCUGCCCUCUUCAUCUUCAUCGGGUGUCUAUCGGUCAUUGAGAAUAAUCCAGACACUGGGCUCCUGCAGCCUGCCUUGGCUCAUGGGCUGGCCUUGGGGCUCAUCAUCGCUAUCUUGGGAAACAUCAGCGGGGGACACUUCAACCCUGCUGUGUCGCUGGCAGUCACACUGAUCGGAGGCCUCAACGCCAUGCUGCUUCUUCCCUAUUGGAUCUCCCAGCUGGUCGGAGGACUGAUUGGGGCUGCCUUGGCUAAGGCGAUGAGUCCGGAGGAGAGGUUCUGGAAUGCAUCUGGGGCAGCCUUUGCAACAGUCCAGGAGCAGGGGCAGGUGUCGGUAGCCCUGGGGGCAGAGAUCAUUCUGACGAUGCUGUUGGCAUUGGCCGUGUGUAUGGGCGCGGUCAAUGAGAAGACGAAGGGUCCUCUGGCGCCGUUCUGCAUCGGCUUCUCGGUCGUUGUGGAUAUAUUGGCAGGGGGUGGGAUCUCUGGAGCCUGCAUGAACCCUGCUCGUGCCUUUGGACCUGCGGUGAUGGCCGGCUACUGGGACUUCCACUGGAUCUACUGGGUGGGCCCCCUCCUGGCUGGCCUCCUUGUAGGACUGCUCAUUAGGCUCCUCAUUGGAGAUGAGAAAACCCGCCUAAUUCUAAAGGCAAGGUGAAGAACCGCUGGCGGCGUCCCCACUGCCUGGUGGCCUCAGCUGCCUGUCGUGAGCCGAGGACAGGACAGUUCGACCAUUUCCUGAAGGGCUGAGCUCAGAAGAGCUACUGUGGCAGCAGCUGACCUUGGCCUGGCUUCUCAGGCAGACAGGAUGCUGCUAUGUCCUGAGCAUGCUCCCAGAACCCGUUCAUGGACUGUGCCUGGGGAAUGCGUGGCCAGCAAUGCCUAAAGACGGGUGGAGACCACACAGACAAAGAGCUUUUCUCGAGUGGGCAGGUCACAGGGGAGAUGAGCAUGUGGAGACUAUGGUUGCUAAAGCACAUUGUUCAUUUCCCCAGCCCCCUUCCUUCCCUCCUUCCUUCCUUCCUUCCUUCCUUCCUUCCUUCCUUCCUUCCUUCCUCCCUCC